GUCGACCUCUAUGUGUUUUUGUUCUACUACGUAUGAGUGAUUGCGGGCGCUAGACCGGAUGCUUCGUCCUCUCAGCUUUAUCAAUGUUUUAAGCUCUCGUUCUUCUCUACUCCGCCAAGCUCUAGCUUGUCAAUCAACGCCCAAGAGGAUUUGUCGCAUAGUUCGACUUCUCACUCGAACGAUGAGUACUGACACUUCAGCUAGCAUGCCUACUCCGCCAGUGGCAAAGAAGGUGAGCCACGAGAUGGAGCUUUUCGGCGACGUGAGAGUAGAUGACUACUAUUGGCUCCGAGACGACAGCCGAUCGGACCCUGAAAUUCUCGCUCACCUCCGGGAGGAAAAUGACUACACUGAUUGCGUCAUGUCUGGCACAAAAAAAUUGGAAGAUGAGAUAUAUGCUGAGAUAAGAGCAAGAAUCAAGGAAGAUGAUAUAUCAGCACCUAUACGACUAGGGUCUUAUUACUACUACGAAAGGACACAAAAAGGCAAGGAAUAUGUUCAACACUGUAGACGCCUUGCACCAAACCAGGAAGCAGCAUUAUCUGUUUAUGAUACCAUGCCAACGGGACCGGACGCCCCGCCAGAGCAUGUAAUCCUUGACGAGAAUGUUAAAGCUCAAGACUGUGAAUUUUACACUAUUGGUGCUUUUAAAGUUAGUCCUAACAAUAAGCUAGUGGCUUAUGCCGAAGACACAAAAGGAGAUGAGAUAUAUACUGUUCACAUUAUUGACAUUGAAUCUCGAGCACCAGUUGGAAAGCCUCUUGUUGGUUUGACAUCAGAACUUGAAUGGGCAGGUGAUGAGGCCAUAGUUUAUGUCACAAUGGAUGAAACUCUUCGGCCUGACAAGGCAUGGUUGCACAGGUUGGGAACAGACCAAGCUCAUGACACCUGCCUAUUUCAUGAAAAGGAUGAUAGGUUUUCAUUGGAUCUUCUGGAAUCUGAGAGCAAGAAAUAUCUAUUUAUAUCUCCCGGGAGUAAAACUACAAGAUUUGUUUUAUAUCUAGACGUUUCAAAACUUGGAGAUGGGUUAGUCCUUUUGACACCACGAGUAAGCGGAGUUGAAACAUAUGUUAGUCACCGGGGAAAUCAUUUUUUUAUCCAGAAAAGGAGUGAUGAAUGUUUUAACUCUGAAUUGCUAGCAUGCCCCGUGGAGGAUGUAUCAAAAACAACUGUCCUUCUUCCUCACCGGCCAAGCAUAAAGAUCCAAGACAUUCAACUUUUUUGCAAUCACAUUGCUGUUUAUGAGCGUGAAAAAGGUUUGCCCAAAAUAACUGUGUAUAACCUUCCUGCUGUUGGAGAGCCCUUUGAGAAACUUAAAGGUGGUCGAGCUGUUGAUUUUAUUGAUCCAAUAUACUCCGUAGAUCCAUCAAAGUCACAAUUUACAUCCAGCAUCCUAAGGUUUUCCUAUAGCUCCCUCAAAACUCCUCCUUCUGUAUAUGACUAUGACAUGGACACUGGAAUUUCUGUUUUGAAGAAGAUUGACACGGUAUUGGAAGGCUUUGAUUCAUCAAACUAUGUGACUGAACGGAAAUGGGCUACUGCUUCAGAUGGGGUUGAAAUACCUAUAUCAAUUGUUUAUAAUAAGAAUCUUGUGAAGCUUGAUGGUUCGGAUCCUCUUCUUCUUUAUGGUUAUGGUUCUUAUGAGGUUUGCAUUGAUCCAUAUUUCAAGGCAGCGAGACUUUCAUUGUUGGACAGAGGGUUCAUUUAUACAAUUGCUCAUAUUCGUGGGGGUGGUGAAAUGGGAAGGCCGUGGUAUGAAAAUGGGAAACUGCUGAAGAAGAGAAAUACUUUCAGAGAUUUCAUUUCCUGUGCAGAGUAUUUGAUUGGAAAGGGGUAUUGUACCAAAGAAAAGCUAUGCAUUAAUGGUAGAAGUGCAGGGGGGUUACUGAUUGGUGCUUCAGUGAAUAUGCGUCCUGAUUUAUUUAAGGCAGCUGUAGCUGAAGUUCCUUUUCUGGAUGUUUUAACCACGAUGCUUGACCCAACUAUUCCUCUUACAACUUCUGAGUGGGAGGAAUGGGGGGAUCCUCGUAAAGAAGAAUAUUAUUUCUACAUGAAGUCGUAUUCUCCUGUUGAUAAUGUAAAGGCACAAAACUACCCAGCAAUUCUUGUUACAACUGCUUUAAAUGAUACACGUGUUCUAUAUUCGGAACCAGCAAAGUUUGUAGCCAAGUUACGAGAUAAGAAGACUGAUGACAAUAUACUACUGUUCAGAUGUGAAUUCAGCGCUGGGCACUCUUCGAAAUCGGGAAGGUUUGAAAAGCUCAAGGAAGUUGCCUUUACAUAUGCUUUCAUAUUGAAGGCUUUAAACUGGAUGCCUUCAACAAUCGCCCAACCCAACUUAUAAAGUUGCAUUCAGUAAUCACGGAUACCUGUGCUCUUUGCCCACCAUAGUACCCCAAGAUGUAUCCCUUUUGGCUUUUACUGAGCCCCGUUCAAAUGAGUAUUGGAUAGGAAGUUGCAUUUUAUAUGGUCAAUCUUUGAGGGCAUCAUACUAUCAGAGAAACAGAGGCGAGAUGAUAGUUUUAUAGAUUAUUAGCUUAUUUAUCCUAAAUUCUCGUCAAAUUUACAAAUCUAUUAUAUUCUUUCACUUUUAUCAAACUUCAUAUUUUUCAUUGUUAAACUUAAAAGUAAAACUGAAAAUAAAUGAGAAUGUACACGAUUUAAAAGAUUAUGCUCUAAAAAAUGUUUCACACAUGUGGGCAAUUGAACAAGGAGUCAUAAGUUUGAUUCUGAUGGGAGCGUUUGAUAUUAGUCUGAAAUUACUAGAAGGGAAUAAUGUAAUAAUUGUGUACUAAUAAUAAUUGUAAAAAAGUCAAUUUCAAACAAUCAGUUAACACAUCAAAAUUUAAUACUCCUUCCGUUCUUUAUUAUCUGUCCUCUUAGGCUUUGGCACGGGUUUUAAGAGGAAAAUAAUAGGGGUAGUGUAAAUGUGUAAUAGGUGUAGUGGGUUGUGGGUAAAUGAAAAAGUAGGAAAGAGAAAGGGGUAAUGGUAAUAAAAGUGAGGGUAUAAAUGUAUUUUGAUUGAAAAACUUACCAAAAAAGGAAAGAGGGACAAAUAAUUAAAAACGUCUCAAAAAGGAAUACGAUACAGUUAAUAAAGAACGGAGGGAAUACUAUUACUACCUUUCGUUUUUAUUAUGGACUAUACUUGUCACCUAGGGAUGGACUAAAUCGGCCCGGCCCGGAACCGGACCGCUACUGUGCGGGCCCGGCCUGGACCGGGACCGGUUGGCCGGUUCCGGGCUUUUAGCCCGUUUGGGCGGGUCGGGCAGGCCAGGCUCAGGCCUAGUUUUGGGU
This is a messenger RNA of Cuscuta europaea, 3297 nucleotides long. The record is from the annotation of a GenBank genome assembly. NCBI's taxonomy places the organism in Eukaryota, Viridiplantae, Streptophyta, Magnoliopsida, Solanales, Convolvulaceae.